Scomber scombrus (Atlantic mackerel) is the source of this 3283-nucleotide messenger RNA. RefSeq names its product epoxide hydrolase 2, cytoplasmic (gene ephx2). The transcript has 19 exons. Gene Ontology annotation, cellular component: peroxisome. Gene Ontology annotation, biological process: cholesterol homeostasis; phospholipid dephosphorylation. The record is from RefSeq and is a predicted model, not a curated record. Gene Ontology annotation, molecular function: magnesium ion binding; lipid phosphatase activity. Lineage: Eukaryota; Metazoa; Chordata; Actinopteri; Scombriformes; Scombridae. The coding region runs from base 90 to 1775 and encodes 561 amino acids.
UCACCCACACACAGCGGCAGCAGCAGAGAAAACCUUUGACUGUUUAAAGACAGAAAAACUACAAAUCCUCUCACUCAGAAUCAGAGGAGAUGGCGGAGAGGAAAGCCGUCUUGUUCAACUUCUGGGGGGUUGCUGUCUCCUCCAGGCCUGAUGCUAUUUUCCACAAACUGGAGCAGUUGCAUAAACUGCCACGUGGUUUCCUGUCCAGCGUGGCGUCUCAGAAAGGCAGCGCCAUGAGCCAGGCGGAGAGAGGCGAGGUGGCGCUAUCUCAGAUGAUACCAGCAUUUGAAGAAGAGUGUGUGAAGGAGGCCCAGGUCAGGAGUGUCUCUCUGCCGUCUGAUUGGUCAGUCAGAGGCCUGCUGCAGGAGUUCAGAGAGGCGAUGACAGACCUCCAAUCAGCCGUCUUGAAGACUGCCACCACCCUUCGUCACAAUGGGUUACUGACAGCAGUGUUGGCCAAUCACUGGCUCGAUGACGGUGCAGGUAGAGAAGAAAUGGGCCGCCUUCUCUCUCUGCUGGGCGGCCAUUUUGACCUGGUCCUCCAGUCCUGUCGCUCAGGUCACAGGGUCCCCGAGGCCGCAAUGUUCAGCUCCGCUCUGCAGCACCUGGGAGUGACAUCACAACAGGCUCUGUGGUUGGACACAGAUGAGGAAGGUGUGAAGGCGGCAGAAGGAGCGGGGAUGAAGGCCAUCUUGGUGGAAAAGCUGGAAGACGCUCUGGAGAAACUAGCCAGCUUCACUGGAGUUCAGGCUGUAACAGCAGAGAGUCCGCCACCAUCCUGCAACCCUGACGAAGUGUCUCAUGGAUACGUCACCAUCAGGCCUGGCAUGAGGACCCAUUACGUUGAAAUGGGCUCAGGACCACCAGUUCUGCUGUGUCACGGCUUCCCUGAGAGCUGGUACAGCUGGAGGUACCAGAUCCCAGCCCUGGCAGCAGCCGGGUUCAGGGUGUUGGCUCUGGACAUGAAAGGUUAUGCAGAGUCUACAGCGCCUCCAGACAUCGAAGAAUAUUCCCAGGAGAAGCUGUGCAAGGAUUUAAUCACAUUUAUGGACAAAAUGGUGAUACCUCAGGUCACCCUGGUGGGUCAUGACUGGGGCGGCGCCCUGGUCUGGAACAUGGCUCAGUAUUAUCCUGAGAGAGUCAGGGCUGUAGCAUCUCUGAACACUCCUCUGUUCCCUGUGGAUCCUUCUGUUAGUCCUGUAGAGAAAGGCAAAGCCAUUCCCAUUUUUGACUACCAGCUCUACUUCCAGAAACCAGGUGUAGCGGAGGCCGAGCUGGAGAAAGACUUGGAGAGAACAUUCAAGAUUUUCUUUUCAAGCAGCAGUGAAGCAAAGAGUCGUCCCAGUCUCAGCACUGCAGGAGUCUGUGCUCGAGGCGGGCUGUUUGUGGGUCUACCAGAGCAGAUUCCUCGCAGCUCCAUUCUAACGGAGGCCGACCUGCAGUACUACUGCAGCCAGUACAAGGAGCACGGCUUCAGGAGACAACUGAACUGGUAUCGAAAUGGUGAGACGAGCUGGAAGUGGAUGUGUUCUCGUCCCAGAGGGAAGCUGCUGAUGCCGGCGCUGAUGGUGACAGCAGGUAAAGAUCCGGUACUGCUGCCAGUCUUCACCAAGGGAAUGGAGGACUUGAUCCCGAACCUGAGCCGAGGACACAUCGAGGAGUGCGGACACUGGACUCAGAUGGACCAGCCGGCUGAGACAAACAGGAUCCUGAUAUCAUGGCUUCAAGAAACACACAAGAAGGCUGGAGGCGUUACCAUGGCACCCAAACUGUGAGGGAGGGAGGGAGGAAUGAGAAGAGGGGAGGAAUGGAGGAAGGAAGGAAGAACAUAUUGAAUGAAGAAAGGAAAGGAGAGACAGAAAAGGAAGGAAGGAAGGAAGGAAGGAAGGAAGGAAGAGAGGAUGGAUACAGGGAAGGAAAAAAGGAACAAAGGAGGGCAGAAAGCAAAAAAGGAUGGAAAGGAAGGGAGGAAAGGAGAGACAAGCACUCUGUAAUACAGUUUUUAUUUCUGUAUUUACAUUUUUUUUGUUAAAACUGCACAAAAAUAUGAAAAUAAGACGAAUACAGAACUCAUGGAUACUGACAUGAUUUAUAAGGGAGAUCAUUUCUUAUAAAGCAACAUUUAUCUCUCAUUUGAAAAUGUAUUCAUUAGUUCAUGUAGAUUUUUGGAAUAUAAAAUAAAGAUAUUUGAUGAAUAAAGUGGGUUUAAUUGGUACUGUGACUCCAUUUAAGCCCACGUCAUGAUUUAUUUACUAAAUAUGAAACAAAAUAUUGAUUUAAAAGAAUUAAAAACAGCAAUAUAUGUAUUCAGUAACAUGUUAAAUAAUAAAAAAUUAGGAAAAUUUUAAAAGGUGUGACUUCAGAUGUAACCUCCAUUGUAAUCAUCAACAUUUUCAUCAGUAGCUUUAACAGUUACACUUAUAUUUAUUUUACAAUUAAACACUGUACCAUCUAACUAGUUACUCCCCAACAAUGGUUGGUCAAUGUUAAAGGGUGAAGUCGUGUUAUUAAGAGGCAGAUCUAAGAGAUCAGGUCGAGUGAUGAAGACCAGGAGAGCAACGCCGCCCUCUGGUGGUUGAGAGGAGAACUGCAUUCACAGUUUGUUGUGCUUGAACAGUUUCUCCCACGAUGGCAUGAUGUGCUCGUAAAUUCUCUCUAUCUGUAAGACAGACACACACGCGCACGCGCACACACACACACACACACACACACACACACACACACACACACACACACACACACACACACACACACACACACACACACACACACAUAGAUAAAGACACUGAGACUGACCAAAAAAAAGUUCAUAGUUUGUCAUCUUUGUGUCUAGAACUAUAAACAAUUGACUGAUUAAUACAAUUAAUAAGAUAAAACAUUCCUUUAUUAGUCCCACGUUGGGGAUUUAUUAACAUUAUUGAGUCAGCAAAAUGGACAGAGUAGUAAAAAUAGAAGAGCGUCAAUAAAGAAGAAUAAAUAAUAAGUAAGUACAAAAGCAAUUAAAACAAUAGUAGUAAAAAUAUGUUAAUAUUAUAUAAUUAUUUAUCCAGAAAAUUGGCACAUUUACUCUGUUUUACAUCAUUUGUAAAGGGAAACUUUGGCUUUAUGGAAUUAUCAUUGGACAUAUCAUUUUUGGACAUUUUAUGGAUUAAUUGAUUAUAACUGGAUCUAUAACUGACAGGAUAAUUGAUAAGUGUCUUUUAUUUUUGUUGUGCCUCAAAUGAAAUGAUAUGUGUGAGCUUGAAAUGUAAAAAUGACGCAGAAAUAAAGACAUUUAAAGUAA